AUGCCUCUCCCAAUCAAGAGGAUUCGCAAAGCCACCGCCGACAAUGCGCUCUCCGUCCUCAUCCUCACCUCAGAGGUGACAAAACAGAUCGCGGACAUCAUGCAGUUCCCGCCUGCCCAAGCCGCUGCCGGCGUCCUCCUCCUCGUCUUCGAGACCAUCCAGAAAAUACAGACGAAUAGGGAGGGCUGCUACCGCCUCGCUCAGCGGUGCCUGGCUAUGCUCGUCGACAUCCGCGACCACAUGUCGGACCGCUGGGACAGCGCACCGCCCUCGUUGCUGAAAGCCAUUUCGCGCUUCGAGGAGACGCUCAAGUCCAUACAUAAGUUCAUGCUGCAGGAGGCCGACCAGAAAUGGGGCGCACGCUUGAUUCGGAAGAGCACCAUCGAGACUAGUAUGAAGCAGUAUCAUACGGCCCUUGACGAUGCCUCGAGGUCUUUCCAGAUCGCGACGCUCAUCAACAUCCACCUCGCCGUCGGAGAAGCACCAAGUCGACCGAAGGAUGCAGAGGCGUCAACGUCCGCCGCCGCGGGGGCGAACACUGGCGGGGAAGCAAGGGAACCUACGCUUCCUCCAUAUCCGACCGGACAAGAGGUCAUUGUCAGCGAUGUGAUCGAAUUGUGCACUUCUCCCGUGUCUAGGUCGGAGACAACGGAUUCGUUCAGUAACAUCGACACUAUGAGCACUAUGAGCUUGCCCAGCUCGGGAGAAUACGAGAUCAUCAACAGCCCGGAAACGGAGGAAGACCUCCGUAUCACCGAGCACCAUGGAUUCAACCAGUACCACCAGUCACAAUUCCGCAUGAAGGCCAAGUCCCGCAUCAAGUCUGGCUGGUGGGCCGGCGGAAUCGAAGGCGACAUAGAUGGAAGAAAUUCAAUGAUGAUACCGUACGAAGGUGACCGCCCAGUUGCGAUGAAACGAUGGAUGAGAGACGUUAAGAUGCUACAAAACCUCUACCAUCCAAACCUGCCUCAGAUGGUCGGAUACUCCAAUGACGAGACUCCUACGCCAUUCAUUCUUCUGGCAAAUGUGCAAACACGACUUCCGCAAGCGAUGCUUUUGGACGCCGUGAAGAACAGCAGCCUAGCAGCAUGCACGCACUUGCUACUUCGCUUCUAUCAGGACACACUGGAUGCCGCGCUGUACCUGCAACGGCAACGAGACCUGUCAGAGUCUAAGCUACAAGAUUACAUUGAAGCUUCGGACUUCAGGAUCGACGCGGAGCAGACGGUCGUAAUGGGCCUCCCUCCUCCCGAGGUCGACAACAUCGUAUCGUGGAGAAACUUCGGCCUCGCCCAUUCCAUCCGGAGUGUAUACCUCAAUAUCUUGCCCAAUCGAGGAUACGCUCGAGAGCCAUUCGACACCAGCGAUGACUCCACGUCAAACGUGAGGCAGCGCAAGGUCAAUCAUCUUACGAUGCUUGCGCGCGCCCUGCUGCCCGACUCGGACAAUCUCGAGGUCGUGAAGAAGCGCCUACAAAGCGUCCUACGCGUCACGGAGGAAGAGGACGAGGAGGCCGAGGUGCUCCCCUUGACUUUGCGACAGAUUCGCAAGGCGGCGUUCGCUGCGGACGUGCACAACCAAUCGUGGUUCCGGAACAAUAUACCCCCACACAAAUUCUCGGUCGGAGACCUUGGGUAUGUGCCGAAGGGAGGCGCCGACGACUGGGCCGACUUUGUCGUGUGCUGCAACGUACUUGAGGAUGGACUCGCCAAGUUUGAGACUUCUAACUCGGCAACAGGGAAGCAGGGGAUGUGGGCCAACCGAGGUUAUGAGCGACAGGACAUACCGCCAUUUGAAUUACCUGGGGGCGUUCAUGGGUGGCCAGUUGCCGUGCUACCAGAGGCCGAACUCGACAUCUACGUUGUUGGUGAAACACUGACUGAGCGGGUCAACCAAGCAUGGGACUGUCUACUCGACGCUGGCCGUGCACUUGCGAAGAAACACGGUGUCGCGCCCGAAGAGCUCAUCCUGAUAACGAGAGUCGGGACUGAGCAGCGCUUCAAGGUCCGCGACCUCCGGCGGAUCCAGUACUGGCCUGCCAAUAUGGGAAUGCCCGCCUUCCCGCAUCACCAGCAGCACUCAUUUGCACACCAGCCUUUCGGGCAUCAACCUUUCGGACAGCAGCAGGGCAUGCGGGUACCGAUACCGCACCAAGAUUUGGGCCCCAAGAUAUUCUACCUGUUCACUUCGGGGGAGAAGAGCUUCCAGUCGCAUUUCUCGGAGCGACCGAUGCCCAUACCGCCGGCAGCGGGCGAAGAACCGUCCCAGCUGGACGCCAACAGGGUCAAAUGCUUCGCAUAUCCUACCGCUACCUAUGGUUUCUUGGAUUAUGUCCAGUUGCACGCGGAAGACUUCGCCGACUGA
Messenger RNA from Trametes versicolor FP-101664 SS1, 2364 nucleotides. RefSeq lists its product as uncharacterized. Gene Ontology annotation, biological process: cell surface receptor signaling pathway. Bases 1 to 2364 code for a protein of 787 amino acids. The record is from RefSeq and is a predicted model, not a curated record. The transcript has 17 exons. Lineage: Eukaryota; Fungi; Basidiomycota; Agaricomycetes; Polyporales; Polyporaceae.